Fonsecaea multimorphosa CBS 102226 is the source of this 1773-nucleotide messenger RNA. RefSeq lists its product as uncharacterized. The transcript has a single exon. The record is from RefSeq and is a predicted model, not a curated record. Gene Ontology annotation, molecular function: mRNA binding; protein binding. NCBI's taxonomy places the organism in Eukaryota, Fungi, Ascomycota, Eurotiomycetes, Chaetothyriales, Herpotrichiellaceae. The coding region runs from base 1 to 1773 and encodes 590 amino acids. Gene Ontology annotation, cellular component: catalytic step 2 spliceosome. Gene Ontology annotation, biological process: mRNA splicing, via spliceosome.
AUGUCGGCCCUUUUAGGAGCAGCAUAUGAUUCGAGUGACGAUGAGAAUACUCCUGUGGAGCGUCCUCCUCAGAGACAGUCCGCAGUGAACGCGGCGCCAGACGUAUCAACAGAGGUUUGGUCUUCAUCCGCAGACCAACGUGGUAGUCGAUCUAACGCUGCGCAGGAUGCGUCGCAAAUGCAAGUCAUGUUGGCGAACCCUUCGAGCAACGCACUCACCUAUAAUGUCACUUACGAUAAUCUCGCCCGUCCUGCCCAAGGACCAUCAAAUCCCUUCAAGUCUACGGCUGGCAAUGUCCUGAAGCGCAAGAAUGUGCUCACCGGAAAUGCAGAGGAGACGUCCAUGUCGGAAGCCGCCUUCAAGACGCAGCACAGGACAUACCAGAGUCUUGGCUACACCAAGGAUCCCUCGAUCAACGGAGCCUUUGUGGGCAAUCAGUCCGCGGUUGCAAAAUAUGGUGGCAAAGAUGUCGUCCAGAUGCGCUACUCCAAGGAAGAAAGUGCCGCGAUCCGAGCCAAGAGGCAGAAAAAGGGAGACAGCAGGAUAGUCGACGGCGAAGGCGCGUACCUUGGUCCCUGGGCCAAAUAUCAGAGCGACGAUGUGUCGUACGAGCAAGCCGAAGCCGCGGCGGAUCAAGAACUUGCGUCUGAUGAGGAAUGGGUGGAGGAGGGCAUUGUUCCCACGCCAUUGCCCGCGCCACCGAAGGAAGCUACCGGCUACGCGGACGACUUGAAUGGUGCCGAGACGACCGAGUUCCACGGAGCUUCAGAAUUCGAUUACCAAGGACGGACAUACAUGCACAUACCUCAGGAUCUGGACAUCGACCUGCGCAAAGAACCGGGCUCGAUACAGAAUUACGUGCCCAAGAAGCUUAUCCACGUCUACAAGUACCACACGAAACCUAUCACUUCGCUGCGAUUCAUUCCCAGAUCCUCGCACCUGCUGUUGUCCGCCUCUGCAGACGCGAAACUCGCACUGUGGGAUGCUCAUCAUGACCGGACGCUCCUCCGCACGUUUUCAGGCCACAAUAAGGCAAUUACAGACACCGAUUUCCAUCCCACAGGACGGUCAUUCUUGUCGGCGUCGUAUGACCGGCAGAUGAAACUUUGGGAUACCGAGACCGGAAAAUGCAUAUCUCGGUUCACCACAGGCAAAACGCCACAUACAUUGCGUUUCCACCCAGAAGGUAACGAGUUCAUCGCCGGCAUGUCCGACAAGAAGAUUGUGCAAUUCGACACCCGCUCAGGCGAACUGACGCAGGAAUACGACCACCAUCUCGGCCCCAUCAACACCCUCACAUUUGUCGACGAGGGACGAAGGUUCAUCUCCACUUCCGACGACAAAUCCCUUCGUGCUUGGGAGUACGGCAUUCCAGUACCCAUCAAGUUCAUUGCGGAUCCCUCCAUGUACGCACUGGUCCGCGCCGCACCGCACCCGUCUGGGAAAUACGUCGCGUUCCAGUCUGCGGACAACCAGAUCGUGGUGUACGCCGCGGGCGACAAGUUCCGCCAGAACCGCAAGAAGGGGUUCAGAGGGAUGAACACCAGCGGCUAUGCGAUCGAUGUGGCCAUAUCUCCGGACGGCGGAAUCAUUUCAAGCGGUGAUUCGGGCGGGUUUGUGUGUUUCUGGGACUGGAAGACGGGAAAGAUGUGGCACAAGAUCCAAGCCGGAGGGGAAGGGCUAGGCGCAGUCACAUGCGUGGCCUGGCAUCAGCAGGAGAGUAGCAAAGUCGCGACCGGCGGACUGGACGGAAUGAUCAGAUACUGGGAUUGA